UUUCUGUGAACACACAGGGGACAGCAGCCAAAUGCUUUAUAAAACAGAAAACAACUUACAACUUUUCAGCUGAGUCCCUGGAAGGAGCUGACCAAUCUGACCUGACCCUGUCUUUUUCCUUGGGGAUUUUGGUAUAUUUUGGAGGCUCUCCCCCCACCCCAAUUCUCUGGAGUGCAGUGCUGACAUCAAGAUGUCCAUUACGGACACAUCUAUUUAUACUUUUUGUUUUUUAAUGUCAGAACAGUGAUGUGAAUACAAUACAAUUCCAGGAAUCCGUCACUUCCUGGAACAGAUUAAAAGGGGCAAACAAAAGAUUACUUAGUUGUGUUUUUUCCCAGAGCUUCAUUACUCCUGGAGCCAGCGUCCAAGUAGGUUGCAGCUCUCCCAGCUCCACAUUCAGGGAGAGAUUAUUUAUUGAUACCUAUUUAUUGUUAUUUCGGAGGUGCUUUAAAUCCUGACUUGAAAGGUCGUUCUGAAGGAGAUUUCAUUCCUUCUUUUUAAAUCGUUUUCCCUUUUCUCUGGUCAUUUUUCUUUUUUUCUUUUUAAUCAGAGCAAGAAUAUAUUUUAUUAUCUUCAGAAGUACCAAGACUGCGCACAUUUUCCUAGCUAAAGUUGCUGAAAAAUCAGUACAAUUUUUCUCUGGGCAGCCUGAUUUGCUUUCUGCUUGGCUUCUCCCGGUGUGUGAACUCCAGAGUGUCGUGGAAGAGGUUUGUUGGGAGCAGUCCAGUCUUUUUCUUCCUGUGAAUUCCUAACUAAAGAUUUGCCCUAGCUCCUCUGGGGAACAAAGAAGGCGGCAAGAAAAAGGGGAAGACCAUUUUCCCAUCCUAUUGAAGACUUAAUGCGUUUUUCUUUGUCCUGGAGUGACAUGAUCAUCUGUGUUCAGGGACCCCAUCCUUUGCUGGCGGAGGAGAAGAUCAGGAGACAGUCGCUCAGAGGCAUUGCAGUGGAUUUGUCCGAGCAGAUCAUGCAACCUCGCUCCGUUAUGGUCUUCCAGGGAGAAUCUGCUCCUGCCUUCAUGGCACCUGCUCCUGAGAAUAACCUGCCUCGGAUGCGAGAUCCUGAAGAAGACCUGCUAUGCAUUGCAAAAACCUUCUCCUAUCUGCGAGAAUCCGGCUGGUAUUGGGGGUCUAUCACAGCCAGUGAGGCCAAGCAGCAUCUUCAGAAGAUGCCUGAGGGUACCUUCCUGGUACGGGACAGCACCCACCCCAGCUACCUGUUCACACUCUCCGUCAAGACCAACCGGGGUCCCACCAAUGUGCGCAUUGAAUAUGCCGACAGCAAGUUCCGGCUCGACUCGAACUGCCUGUCCAAACCCCGCAUCCUGGCCUUCCCAGAUGUGGUCAGCCUUAUCCAGCACUAUGUCAUGUCCUGCACAGUGGAGAACAAGAAUGAGGCCCCUUACCCACCGCCCUCGCCCCUGUCCUCCAUGCAAAAGGAGAUGGUGGCUGCGGCAGUGCACUUGAAGCUGAUACGGCCACUCAGCCGCAAGGACAGUGUCCCCAGCCUACAGCACCUGUGCCGGCUACAGAUUAACAAGUCGACAGAGGAGGUGGACCAGCUGCCCCUGCCCAGGAGGAUGGGGGACUAUUUGAAGCAAUAUCCCUUCCAGCUCUGAGGUACAGCCGACUGGCCUCAGACCAACAGACUAGAAUCUUGAUGUCUUUUUGUCUCGUUGAAGCAUGGCAUCAAGGGGGUACAGUAAAGACAUGGUCAUCCGCAGUGAUUGCAUCCACUUUUCCUCUCCCCUCCCCCAAUUCCACGUCUACACCAGGGAGGGGGCUGAUGGUACCUGUGAACUGUGGGGCACAAUCCAACCUCCGAGCCACAGAGGCUUGAAGGAAAUGCUCUUGACACAUGCACACUACUUGAAUUUUAGAGCUGCCGUGACAUUAGGAGUAUUACCAUUGUUCUUAUCACUAUUUAUUUCCUUGGUAGCCUCUCUCCUGAUAUUUUAAAGCACCUUUUAGUCUAUUGUUUUUGUUUCUUUUCCUUUCAAGAAAUUAGGGAUGGACCUGGGCUGGAAUAAAGGAUCCCAAACCAGACCAAACCCGAAACUCCAGGGCAGUUUGGAUCUGGAUUCAGAUCUGGAUUUGAGUGUCACCUCUUUGACCCUGUCUUUGAAGUAGGCCACUCUAAAUUCAACAUCCAAACACCCCUGGCAACAUGGGGGAAACUGAGAUUCAGAUGAGAGUUUGGAUGCAAACUUUGGCACCUGGGCCCUAUCUCUGAAACAUAUAGUCUAUUUCCUAAAUUCACAAACUAAGAAAGGGCUGGAAAUGCUGUGACUUCCAAGCGGUAUGUAUGGCAGGCAUCUGUAUAUUUCACUGGGAUGACACCAAGGUUGGAAGAAUUUUUGGACAAAAACACCUCUCCUCUGCGAGUUCACAGGUUCUGGAUAUUGAGUUUGGGAUAAGGAAGCCCCGCUCUGUUCCCCUGCCCGCCCCUAUCCUCUUUCCCAUUUCAAAAGGAAGUUCCCAGUAACACUUUUACAUUAACCUUGGCAAUCCAAGUCCCAGGCUGAUUAUCUUCAGGCAGUGGGGGGUCGUGGGCAUCUCUCCCAUAUGGCUUGUGUUUUCUUCCCAUCAGUGUCAAUCUCUUGACACUGCCCUUGCCUUGGUGAAGCAGGGAGAAGGGUGGUGGCAUCCUGGCCUUGGCUCAAAGCUGGCUCUGCUGAGCUGCAAUGAUGACACAUGGUUUGAGGUUAUUUAUUUAUUUAUUCUUUCAGUGGCACAGGAAAAAAAACACACCUGUCCCUGCUCCAUCAUCACCAUGCUGCCAAAUAACCAGCCCCUCUGCCCUGUUCAGCACUAAAUAACUAGCCAACCACCACUAGGCAGCUUCAAUCAGAACUGUGUAUGAUUUUGUUAUCCCCUGCUUAAUUUGCUGGUAGCGUCUUCUCACUUGAACAAGACUUAAUCUAACUGACACCAGUAUUGCUUUUGCAUCCCAUAGUAGAAACAGCACUUGGAGCUUCCUCCCCUUUGCCAGUAUCCACACCCUACAGCCCUGCCUUCUCCUUCCCCCGACGGCUAUCUGUGGAAUCUUUGAUCAAUGUCUGUUCUGACCCUUGGGUGCCAAAAUGAAGCUGUUACCCCCAGUCCCCUGCCUCUGCCCCCACACAGCAAAUCAAUCACACUGGGCCACAUCAUCCCCUGCAGAAAGAGGGGACACAGAGUGGGUGGCUUCUGCCCAGCAAUGAGCAUGGAAGGGGGAAGACUGCCUCCUCUGAACCAUCAUUAUCUCCCACCACUUGCCCAACCUCAUGGAGACCAAUUCACAGGGCUGUGUGGGAGUGUGUGUGAGGAAGAUGCAGCUAGGAAGGGGACACAUGGGUCUAGGGGGGGCUGCUCCUCUCCACAGCAUCUUCCCUCACCUCUGAACCCUCAGGACUUUAGCAGGCAGUAGGCCCUGGCCUUCAUUGGUCCCAGGGCUGGGUGUAUUUGGGGAGAGAAAUCCCAGUUUGUUCAGAGAGCUGGAAUGGGAGGAAGAGACAGGACAAUGCCCCAGGGGAUAAUAGUCUGAAGGAAACCAGUGGAGUUUCCUCUUCCCUAGAUAGCAGCAUCCUGCCUACGGGACAACACGGCCCAGUGUUUUUAGUCAACGCCCAUUUCUUGUCACAUUUUUACACACUGGUAGUAUUGCUGGCUUUGUUUUCCAUACUUUGAUGAUUGACAGCGUGUGUGUGUGAGGUCAGGUUUCCCUGUUACUGCACCCCUGCCCUCACGCAGGGGCUGUGGAAAGGCAAUCAAAUGAGAAUAGAAAAUUAAAAAACAAAUAGAAAAUACAUAAAAUAAACCCAUAAGACCACUGAACAAGGCUUCCUUUUAGACAAGCUCAUCUGUCUGCUGGGGGUGUGUGUGGAGACCAGGACAGCCCAGCUAUGGAAUGCACAAUAAUGAUCUUGGGACACCUGUAUGACUUGCCAAGCAGAGCUGCAUAUGUGGCAGGGCUCUGGGAGAGACUCAAUCACUAUAGUAAUGUGUGUAGGGAGUGGGUAGGUGGCUCUGCUUUCUGAACCAUCCCCUGGUGACCCCCAUUCAGCUGUGUCCCAACAGCCAACCUUUUUUCUUUGUGGGGCUGGUGCGGGAAUUGAGCCUGCAGGUUUCUGAGCUCUUGCCCAAAGAGCUCCCAGGUAGGAAGAGUGGGUGGGAGACGAGGGUAACAAUGUGGCAUGCUUGGUCCAUCUGACAGUGAGUGGAUGCACAGGGAGAGCUGGAGGCUGUAAGCUCUUAUGGGCAAGGGCUCUCUGUGAUGUUUGUACAGCACCUAGCACAUGGGGCCUCUGGGUUCUACUGCAAUAUAAAUAAUAAUAUACACAGACUCCAAAAAAUCACUUUCUUCUACCUUGAAACAGUUUUUUUUUAAAUCAUUUGACUGGAUUUUAAAUAAAAGUCUGAUAUUUUAAAGC
Mauremys mutica (yellowpond turtle) is the source of this 4408-nucleotide messenger RNA. RefSeq names its product cytokine inducible SH2 containing protein (gene CISH). Gene Ontology annotation, biological process: intracellular signal transduction; phosphatidylinositol phosphate biosynthetic process. Gene Ontology annotation, cellular component: phosphatidylinositol 3-kinase complex. Gene Ontology annotation, molecular function: 1-phosphatidylinositol-3-kinase regulator activity. The record is from RefSeq and is a predicted model, not a curated record. NCBI's taxonomy places the organism in Eukaryota, Metazoa, Chordata, Testudines, Geoemydidae. Bases 839 to 1615 code for a protein of 258 amino acids. The transcript has 3 exons.